Molecule: messenger RNA, 891 nt
Organism: Funneliformis geosporum
Lineage: Eukaryota; Fungi; Glomeromycota; Glomeromycetes; Glomerales; Glomeraceae
Source: the annotation of a GenBank genome assembly
AUGGAAAUACAUGAUAUAGAAGAUAGUAUUAAUACUCUUAUUGAUAAGCUAAUUAAUCUUUUAAUUAAGACUCAAGAUGAUGGAAAUAAUUUCAAUGAAACAGAACAUUUUAUUAAUCAUUGCAUAUUUCUUUUAACACGAAAUUUAUAUGAGAUCUUUGAAUGGCUUAAAGAAAACCAAGUGAAAUCCUAUUAUCAAUUUUUCUUGGGAAUUAUAUAUUAUAAUGUUGAGAAAAAUUUUAAUGAAGCAUAUAAAUUAUUUUAUAAAGCCUCGGAAAAUAAUUAUCCAAUUGCACAAGUUUAUCUUGCAAAUUGUUAUAAGACAGGAUUAGGAACCGAGAUAAAUUAUAAUCUAGCUUUUAAAUGGAUGCAAAAAGCCGCAGAAAAUGAAAGCAUUUGCGGACAACUUAAUCUUGGGAUUUAUUAUGAUAAUAGUAUAGGAACAGAUUCCAAUUUAGAUAAAGCAAUUUAUUGGCAUCAAAAAUCUGCUAAUAAUGGAAAUUUAUGUGGAUUUUUUAUUAUAGGUAAAAAUAGAGAUUUGGAAAUAAGUUUGUAUUGUUGUCAGAAAGCAGCAGAUAAUGGAGAUAAUAUCAGACUGCAUUAUCUGGGUGAAUAUUAUGAGUUGGGAAAAAAAGUUAAUAAAGACGAAAUUAAGGCGUCUGAAUAUUAUAAAAAGUCAGCAGAAAAUGGAUUAGUGAAUGCAAAGUUUUAUCUCGGAUAUUCUGCUGAAAACGACAAAAAAUUUGCAUUUUACAAAUUAGAUGAAAUUUACGAAUUAGUUAAAGGUGUAGAUGGUCAAGGAAGUAGUAUCACACCAUCAAUCUAUGGAAUAAUAAAGAAUCGAGAAUUGGUAGAAAUUUUAUCACCUAUAAAAAUAUUUUUAAAUAAUUAA